Daphnia magna is the source of this 1049-nucleotide messenger RNA. RefSeq names its product cytochrome c oxidase assembly factor 7 homolog (gene Coa7). Lineage: Eukaryota; Metazoa; Arthropoda; Branchiopoda; Diplostraca; Daphniidae. The record is from RefSeq and is a predicted model, not a curated record. The transcript has 3 exons. The coding region runs from base 268 to 957 and encodes 229 amino acids. Gene Ontology annotation, cellular component: mitochondrial intermembrane space. Gene Ontology annotation, molecular function: protein binding.
UCCCUUUUUCAUUUAAAAGAUUUGUGGCGCCACCUUUGCGAGCGUGACAAGCACGUAACCUGUGGGUAAACUUGGACCAAAUAAGAUGCAAAAUCACGUCCGACUUUUGUUGCUGCAAAAACGAUGACGCAAAACGUGUGAUGAUGGCGAAGGAGUUUUUAACCUGUCAGCAGAUGGCGAUGUCAAAACCCUUGCAGACGAAAAACCAUUACCAUAAAGAGUUUCCAUUUUACCGGGUAAAAAAAUUUCAAACCAGUAAUAUUUACCAUGGCCUGGGAUUUAAAAAACGAGGAGGAGGUAAAGCAGUACCUGGAAAAUUUAGGAACAGAAUAUAGGUUCGGAUGCUUGAGCGAGAAAAAACCGGAAGUAUGCCAUCUCCUGGGAGAUUUCAUGGAAAGUAUCAAAAAGGAUUUCAACAAAGCUGCUUCGUUGUAUAGGUCUACAUGUGAUGACUACAAUUUUGGUCGGAGCUGCCACAAAUUUGCAACCUAUUCACUGACUGGUAAAGGAUGUCAAGCAGAUCAGCCAAAGGCCCUUGAAUACUUUAAAAAAGGUUGCAGUCUGGGAGAAGCAGAUUCCUGCUUAUAUGCUGGCCUUCUGUGCACAUCAAACAAUGAAAAACAUCAAGUUAAACUAGAUUACCCACAAGGAAUGGGAUUCUUGAAUCAAUCUUGUGACAAGGGUAACCACAAUGGCUGCUAUUACCUUAGUGGCAUGUAUCUUUCAGGUGUGCCAAAUAUUUUGGAGAAAAAUAUGACAAUGGCAUACAACUAUAGUAUGAAGGCUUGUGAAUUAGGAAACAUAUAUGCUUGUGCCAAUGUAAGUAGAAUGUAUUCCAAAGGUGAUGGAGUAGCACAGAAUCCUGAAUUAGCCUCUAAAUACAAGAGCAAAGUUCUUGAAAUGGAAAAAGAAAUGCGAGGCCACUUCAGGCCUAUCGAAAUGGAAAGAGGAGCUUAAACCCAAACCAACGUAUGUAAAUGUACAAAUCCUUGUUGUCUCUGGAAGUGCAUAGCUUUUAAUUGUUCAAUAAAAGAAAUAGGACCAUGUCA